AACAACAAACGGUUGACUUCGGCAACGAAGUGACCAUUGAGAAAAGAUUAGGAGGCUAAAGCAAAACCCUAAGUAGGUGAAGGUACCCGAACAUUCAUAUACCAUCCCAUCCCAUCCCUAAUCCAUCGUUCUAGAUCCUUCCUUACAUACAACACCACAUUUUCAUUUCAUUUUUUUUCCCUCUUUCAUUAUAGAUUCUAGACCUUUCCACACUCUCCCCAUUUAGUUAAUAUAUAACAAUAUAAUAACAACCAUUGUCCAAAGGCUCAGCACAAUAGAGUUUCACUUCCUUUGUGAUUUGUUCUGUGUGAUUCGGAAUGGCUCGUUACGGCGAGGGCGAUAAACGCUGGAUCGUUGAAGAGAGACCUGACGGCACUAACGUCCACAAUUGGCACUGGGCUGAGACUAACUGUCUAGAAUGGUCUAGAACCUUCUUCACCAACCUUCUCUCCAACCUCUCCAUCCUCCAAGGCGAAGGUAACCUUUUCAUCAAAACCACGUCGCUUCGCAACGUCGACGGCGAAGCCUACGUCAACGUCCGGAAGGGAAAAAUCAUCCCCGGCUACGAGAUCAACCUCACCCUCGCUUGGCAAGGCGAGGCCAAAGACUCCAACGGUAAUUCUCUCCUCAAGGUCGAUGGCACCGUCGAAAUCCCCUAUAUCUCCGACGAAAACGCCGAUGAGGACCCCGAAGUUAGGGUCACCGUCAACGACGAAGGUCCCGUUGGAAAGACAAUCAAGGAUGCAAUGAUUUCGAAGGGAAAGCCCUUGAUCUUGGACAAGGUUAGGGUUUGGGUGCAGAGCAUGGCCAAAGGUGGUCCCGUUAAGGACGAAUUGGACACCAAGAAGCCUACUCUGGUGCAGGCUCCAGCGCAGCAGAAUCAUGUGCCGACGACAUCCCCGGCGACGGUUGCUCCUGCGGCUCCGUUGAAAAAGGAGAACAAGAAGGGAGGGAAGAGUAUUAGCAUGACGGAGAGGUUUAAUUGCAGGGCGAAGGAUUUGUAUGAGAUAUUGUUGGAUGAGAAUAGGUGGAAAGGUUUCACGCAGAGCAAUGCGAGGAUUAGUAAAGAGGUUGGUGGUGACUUCAGCAUUUUCGAUGGAUCGGUUACUGGAACUAAUUUGGAGUUGCAAGAAGCUAAGUUAAUUGUGCAGAGAUGGAGAUUUGGGAGCUGGAACGAUGGGGUUCAGUCUACGGUGCGGCUUGUGUUUGAGGAGCCUGAAUCGGGUGUUACCGUUGUUAAGCUGACGCAUUCUGAUGUGCCUGAAGAAGAUAGGUAUGGGAAUGCUACUGUGGUGGAGAACACGGAGAGGGGAUGGAGGGACCUCAUUUUCCAAAGGAUACGUGCAGUUUUUGGUUUUGGAAUUUGAGAUUUUCACUUAUUGUUUCUGGCAUUGUAGAAUUUGAGGAUUUUGAUAUUGAUCUGUAAGGGAAUGUUGAGAUUAAUGGAUUGAUAUUGGAUACUGUGAACUGCAAUGCUUCUUGCUUUUGUCAGUUGUGCAAUAUAGUGUGUCGCCGUGUCUGGUUUGAAUGUUAGUUGUAGUUGGUAUCUUUUAUUGUUCCUGUUGUCAUACAAUGAAUCAGUUGAAAUUUUAUAGUCACUUUGAUUUAAACUGCCCAUCACCCUGUGCAAAUUAGAAAGGAUUAUUUGACUAUGGGUAUUAAAUUUCUCCAACUAUUUGUUUAAAAUUUCUAGUCAUAUAACUUGUUCAUAAAAUCUUAAUGAAGAUUCAUGAGGUAUCGUUGUUUGAGACAAAGGGAAUGUUAACAUGUUUGCGACUUUGCUACCUUCCAUGAACUUGGAAAUGAAGUGCAAUCGUUUGAACACUGCUGGAAAUGAUUAUCUGGAUCAUUUUAAGAUUAGGAUGUAGUGCUGUUUUAAGGUGGAUUAUUGAAA
Molecule: messenger RNA, 1894 nt
Organism: Abrus precatorius (Indian licorice)
Lineage: Eukaryota; Viridiplantae; Streptophyta; Magnoliopsida; Fabales; Fabaceae
Product: activator of 90 kDa heat shock protein ATPase homolog
Exons: 3
Coding region: 318-1367 (349 amino acids)
Biological process (GO): positive regulation of ATP-dependent activity; protein folding
Cellular component (GO): cytosol
Molecular function (GO): ATPase activator activity; protein-folding chaperone binding
Source: RefSeq, a predicted model, not a curated record